Messenger RNA from Prorocentrum cordatum, 1141 nucleotides. NCBI's taxonomy places the organism in Eukaryota, Dinophyceae, Prorocentrales, Prorocentraceae. The record is from the annotation of a GenBank genome assembly.
UUCGCGCGUAUGUUUUCUCAAGGUGCUCCAGGUUAUCCGCCUGGCCUCGCCGAGCAGAAUGCACACGUCUGGGCGAUGCGAGACCGUGGGCCUACGGCGCGCCGUGCAGGGUGCUGCCGGCACGGCAGGAACCCUUGACAGGCGAGGAGCAGACGACACAACCACGGGCGGAGGAGGAGGAGGAGGAGGACCCGAAGAUCCGAGGGAAGUGGUCCAGACCUCCAGGGGCCCACGCAGCGAGCAAAAAUCAAGCGGCCGAAAGGUCAACACGCGCACACUCGCGCCUGCAGGGAGGAGGAAUGGAGAAGGGCAAGGCGAUGGAGGCGGAGGAUAAGGAAGAGACGGGCGUGGGGAUUAUGGCAGUUGGCGGUGAUAGGUUUGAAUGGCGCAAGGGCGACCAAAUCGAAACGUGGAAACAUGACCUUGAAAGACCUGGCUUGACCACGAGCCUGGCAAGGAACACCAUGUACGAUCCAAAUGCCAAAUACAACUGCGCUGGCAAAAACGACAACUUGACUUGCGGGCAGGAUCGAACCGUGAAUUCACGGCCACUAAAAUAGACAACCAGGCAUACGGAGAUGCGGAUACGUAGUAUUACGGUGUGCAAAAAAAUCUGCUAUACUAGGCUGUGUGCCGCCGUCAGGCGCUGACUCUUCGGGUCAGUCUUACGCCCUUGUCAUCGACCUGCCAUGGGCAAGACACUUUAAAUAAGUGCUUUGCCGCUUUGGGGUCGUGGGUCGAGCUCACAGCCGCGUGGCAGCGCGAGAGGAGAUUCACAGGAGAAACCACAGCCUUUCGCUCGGGAAAUUCGUGGUCAGCCUGUGUGGCUCUACGCAGCGGAUAGACAACUUUUGAAAACAGCCCCACUAAGCAUGAAGUGUUACUAGAGGAAGUGAAACCGCCAUAAGUCGCCAAACGUGUGUGUGUGUAUGUUUGUGGCGUUCUCGCUUCUUCGAAUGAAGCGUCGCCUGCGCCAGGGGAAGACGUCCCAGACAGCGGGUGCCGCCAUGCAUGAGCUCCACUGGCCCUCGGCCUCGGACCGCGCGCCCAACUGCGCUGGCCCGGCCGAGGAGCCGCGGCGGAGCCGCGCCGGGGCGCCGUGGUGGAGCCUCGCGAGCGCAGUGGCCGAGCAACAUCGGGG